Messenger RNA from Ceraceosorus guamensis, 985 nucleotides. RefSeq lists its product as hypothetical. Bases 139 to 732 code for a protein of 197 amino acids. Lineage: Eukaryota; Fungi; Basidiomycota; Exobasidiomycetes; Ceraceosorales; Ceraceosoraceae. The record is from RefSeq and is a predicted model, not a curated record. The transcript has a single exon.
UUGGCCGCCGUGUGAGUGCCGUGACACAUCGCAAGGACGCUUCUCUCUACGGAGCCAGAUGGAGCAAGAGCUCGCUGUGGAGUCGCCGUGGAUCUUGCGAACGAGAGAUGACCGCAGCGCGUAACGAACCAGCCUAGCAUGAAGAGACUCGGGCGCCAACUAUUUGCUCUUCGCGAUCCUCAGCAGACUCACCUAGAUGGCUACGGACAGUCCCACCUGAUGAGAGCCAAGGUACCACUUCUUGCGAGGGUCGAGGCGUCGCUUGAUGCUGGAGGCUGCGAGAAGAGUGGAUACUAUGGGAGGAUACAAGGAGCAGGACGUCAGAACAUGUUAGUUUUCUUUUCUGUACAACGUAUUGCCAAAAGAUCCACAACGAGAAAGAUGGCCCGAGUCGCGCGCCUCCUCUACCUCCUGAGACGAGCUUUUGUCCAGCUAGUCAGACCACGCCUGUUGGUGGUUCGUAAAGUCGAGACCGACCUCAGCUCCAGCUUCCUCACCAUGACAGGUAUCGAAGGCAGGUCGCGCGCCAGGAUUCCGGUCAAUGCUUGCGGCUCGAGGGAGAGGAUGGACGCACGCGAAAAGCCCCCCACCUCCUCUUUCGGGUGGGUGUGUCAAUUUGCUUCGGCUACUGCAGGGGCCAAGCAGCAGGAUACAAUGACAAAAUCUGCUCUAAGUGUGACUCACCUCCAAAAGUCGAGACCACAAGCAAUGAAGCUGCACAGGAGCAAUUGACGUUUGACCCGCCGAAUCCAAAUGAGAAGCUUCUCCUCAAUUGCUGCAGGGGUGGGGCGGAAUUGUUCGGACUGUGGUGACACGCUUCGAAGGGUCCAGUCCCCCUUCAAAUUUCAAGGAUUUCCCAAGAUCUAGCGUUGAUGACGAAGCUCCUCGGCAGCUUGCGGCUUGACCUGUUGCUACAAAUGUUGCACGCGUGGCCAAGGGCUGAGAACGAGGCCAGUGCGAGAUUGACAAGGUCCGUGCUUCAAAG